Penicillium salamii is the source of this 1398-nucleotide messenger RNA. Lineage: Eukaryota; Fungi; Ascomycota; Eurotiomycetes; Eurotiales; Aspergillaceae. The record is from the annotation of a GenBank genome assembly.
AUGCUCCCCCAAUCUACUAUGAGAAGAUCAACACAUCGUAUUCUUGCACAGAGCCCACAGUAUCAAGUUUGUCGGCGACUUCGGUCUACCAAGUCUCAUUACCACGAUGCUGCUCUUGGGCCGACAAUCCGUCCCCCUGUUGAGGUUUCGUCCAUGGCUCGAUUACCAACGAGAUUCCUGCUACGAUCAUUGCUUCUGACUUCCCUGAUGACCUCGAAAAUGUUCUUACGACCUGCAUUGGCUCUUAUGAGCGUCCUUUCGACCUCCAAAUCAGCGUUGUUGAACCCGGACCGGAAUAUUGCAUUGAACAAGCUUCUCCGCUGGACGGUCUACAACCACUUCUGUGCUGGAGCAAAUAAGAAGGAAGUGUCACGGACUGUGGCAGAUGUUAAGAAGAUUGGCUACCAAGGUGUUAUCCUGGGAUACUCAAGAGAAAUUGUGCUGGACCACAAUGAACAGGUGUCUGGCGAUGGAUCCGGUGCGACGCAGUACAGCAAGAAAUGUUAUGAGAUGGUCGACGAAUGGAAGAACGGUACACUGGAGACGUUGCAGAUGGUGGGUCUCGGUGACUUUCUCGCGGUGAAAUUGACAGGUGCCGGCCCCAUUUCGGUGGAUGCCAUGAUGGCCCGUCAGCCUAUGCCAGAAGUCAUGGCUAAAGCCGUGGACGAUAUCUGCAUUGCGACUGAGAAGCAAGGCUCACGUCUCUGGUUAGACGCAGAGCAACAAAUCCUACAGAAAGGACUCGAUGACUGGGCUAUUGAGAUAAUGCGCAAGCACAACAAACAUGAGACACCGAUCGUCUAUAACACCAUCCAAGGGUAUCUCAAGGGAUCCAAGGCCAAUCUUGAUCAGCAUCUUACGUUGGCUUCACAAGAGGGCUGGACCCUCGGCAUCAAACUGGUUCGCGGAGCAUACAUUGAACACGAAACGCGCUCUCUCAUCCACGAUACCCAACAAGACACAGAUCAGUCUUACGAUCUCAUAGCCGACACUAUGCUCUGUCGAAGAAUGCCUGCCGAUAAUCAAGAUCUUCCGUUCCCGAAAGCUGCUCUCUUCCUCGCAACCCACAAUGCGGCUAGUGCCACAAAGGCGAUUGCCACACAUCAAAACCGCCUCCUCGCCAACCAACCGACGAUUAUGCUCGAAUGUGGCCAGAUUCAAGGCAUGGCCGAUGAACUCAGCUGUGAAUUGGUUUCCAAUUAUGAGCGCGCUCUCGCAGAGUCAUCUGCGGCUAAUUUGACAGUCCCUAAGGCUUACAAGUGUAUGACGUGGGGCUCGGUGGCCGAGUGCAUGGGCUAUCUGCAUCGUCGAGCGGUCGAGAAUCGCGGGGCCGUGGAACGGACCCAACACAUGGUCAAUGCAUUGCGGCAUGAGCUAUGGCGGAGGAUCACCGGAUAA